Molecule: messenger RNA, 424 nt
Organism: Nestor notabilis (Kea)
Lineage: Eukaryota; Metazoa; Chordata; Aves; Psittaciformes; Psittacidae
Product: MOB kinase activator 3B
Exons: 1
Biological process (GO): signal transduction; positive regulation of protein phosphorylation
Cellular component (GO): nucleus; cytoplasm
Molecular function (GO): protein kinase activator activity
Source: RefSeq, a predicted model, not a curated record
GCAGAUAUGUCCACCGCGCUCAAGCAAGUCUUUAAUAAAGAUAAGACUUUCCGCCCAAAACGCAAGUUUGAACCUGGAACCCAGAGGUUUGAACUUCACAAACGAGCUCAGGCGUCUCUGAACUCAGGUGUGGACUUGAAAGUGGCUGUGCAGUUGCCUAGUGGAGAAGACCAAAAUGACUGGGUUGCUGUCCAUGUUGUUGACUUCUUCAAUAGGAUCAACCUCAUUUAUGGAACUAUCUGUGAGUUCUGCACAGAGAAGACCUGUCCAGUAAUGGCUGGAGGCCCUAAGUAUGAGUAUCGGUGGCAGGACGACAUGAAGUACAAGAAGCCCACAGCGUUGCCAGCUCCCCAGUAUAUGAAUCUUCUUAUGGACUGGAUUGAGGUGCAAAUUAACAAUGAGGACAUAUUUCCUACAAAUGUAG